Cylicocyclus nassatus is the source of this 540-nucleotide messenger RNA. The record is from the annotation of a GenBank genome assembly. Lineage: Eukaryota; Metazoa; Nematoda; Chromadorea; Rhabditida; Strongylidae.
AUGGACGUAACACACAAUCGCAGCGUAAUCAGUGAUAAGAGAACUACUCCUUUGAAAGGCAAGGCCUCAGAUUUCAUCGUCAAUAUGGUGCUCAAGAAUGAGCGUAUUCUUCUUCGGGGUCAGAGUGACCGCUUCUUGAGUGCAAAUGAGCACAGGAAAGAUGUUUGGAAAACAAUUUCAAAGAAGCUUUUCGAAAAAUUCGACGUCGCACUGACCCCCAAACAAGUGCAACAGCACUUUAAUAAUAGGAAAAGAAAGGCGUUAUCGCUUGAAAUUAGAGAAAAAAAGUACCGCAAAAAAACAGGCGGAGGAAGAGAACUUGAAGAGGAAGCUAUUUUUAAGGAAGAAAAUGUUUCAAAGACAGAGUUUGAGUUGAAAAGCUACUACAACCAAAGAACAACGGCUCGGGGUCUUCCAAACGCGGACACAUUGAGAGUGAAUGAGUUCAUAAUCAUUUUGGUAUUUGGUAGGAAAGGAUGGCUGGUGGAUCUCGAAGUAAUGAAUCUUCCGCCUGCACAAGUUUGGAAAGUUUCAAUGUAA